AUGACUGACCAAGAUUUUAAUUUUGCAACAACCAUAUUAACGUCCAAGACUCCCCAACAGGCGGCAGCAAUUAUCCCUAACGUAAUAACUGGCUCCACUGGAUUGAACAAGGAUUUAAUUACAUGGUUUAAACAUUAUAGCUCAACAUUGGAAAAUUAUACACAGGGGUUACAGCAAUUGAUUGAUGAGGCCACCAAGAUAGCUGAGCGUAGUAGUAUUGGCUUCAAUAACUUUCCCCGUAACUGGAACUGCUUGGUGAAUGCUGUUAAGACCGAACACGAUAACAACGAAGCUGUCAAUAAACAUUUGCGACAGGAAAUCAUCAAUCCAUUAAGAGAGUUGAUAGAAAAAGAUGUUCGUAUUUCUGAAUUAAUGAUUAAUGGACAAGAGUUGCAAGAAAUAAGCGGUAACUUGAAUAGAGAAGGAGAGAUACAGUGGAACUACAAAGCACCACAAAGUUUUCAAAAUUUGGAGGACUUUAAAAAAAUUGAAAUUCAAGUGAUGUUUGAUAUAAUUUUGAAUUUCUUCCAAUUAAAUAAUGGUAAAUUAACCAAGGACUUGAAAAAUAAUGAGAACUCCACUAAUUAUCUUUUGGGAAGCUUCAAAUUGGAUGCAGAAAUGCAAAACCAAUUGAACUAUUUGGUUAACACACAAUUUGCAACUCCACAGAGAGGAUUACAGCAGCAAGGUCAACAUCUUGCUCCUGCUGCCGUGCCAAACAAUAAACAAAGAAGAAAUAGCUCAUUUGCCAAACUGGAAAAAUUGGCAUCUCCAAAGAAACCUUCAAAACUAAAGUCCAAAGUUGGUUCAAUUUUUGGCAGAAAAAAGAAGAAGGAAAAAUUCACUGGAGCUGAUUCAAUUGCUGAAGAUGAAUCAUUAUCUGAGGUUUCUUUGCCACCUACAAGAACUAGGAAUUCAUCGGUGUUGUCUCGCAGUAACUCAACUAGAAGAUCUUUUAUUGACCGCUUCCAUAGAGAUGAGUCUAGCACUGGCAUUAGCAGACAACAUGAGCAGCACCAGCAGCCUUUGAGUGAUCCUUUGCCUCACGCAGAGAAGCCUCAACCGGAAAUUCCCCAAUCACCAGAAGCUCCACAGGCCAAAUCACUAGAGCCUGUAUCAGAAGUACAAAAAGAACUGUUCCCACCUAUGCAAAACGGGUCCGAAAGGAAAGGUGAAAAUCAGCAGUCGAGAGUUGAUGUACCCUCUCAAACCUUGUCACCAGUUACUCCUACUCACGAUGGAUUUGGUGGUUCUGUUAAACCAUUACCAGAACCUGUUGAUUCUCCAAAUGUGAUUAAAUACAAUGACUCGGACGACUCUUCUACAGAAGAACGUAGAGGCUCGUUACUUGAAAAACACAAUUUAGAAGUACAACCUGUAUCUUCCCCAUUCACUACUCAACCGCCAGCACCUGUGCCACAAGCAUCCAGAUCUAGACAAAGCAGUGAUGGCAUUUACUCGUUUGAAGCGGGUGAUGAUUCCAACCCAAUCUCGGCUACUCCAAGAUCCGAGCAAAAUGUGUUUGGACAGAUGCCAGACCCAAAUUUGUCUCCUGAAAAGACUCUUGCUCCACCACCACCACCUUCGAGAAAAGUUUUGCACCAUGAAGAACCAACUGUAAGGGAUUCAGCUCUUUUCCACAAUUUACCUGCUGCCUCCCAUUCUGGAAGAGAUUCGGUAAUGGCUCCAUUAGCAAGUCAAGACACGGGUCAUUCGUUGUUGAAAAAUGAUUUCAAACACGAAAACUUGGCAUCCACCCUCGGAUUGAGCUCUUCUAUUGCUGAAGUCAUCAAUGCCAGCUUUAAGGAUGGACAGUUGAUUAAAUCACAAGUAGUUGGUGAAGUGGCCUUCAAUUAUAAUGGUAAUGCUUCCGAUCCACUUGUGGUCACUAUUCCUAAUAGUUUCGAUAAAGUACUCGUGAACAAGACUUUUAUUGAGGAUUUAGGUCAAAGCAAGUAUAAAGUGAACCCAACUUCAAUUACGUCUAAAACUCUUGGUGGGUUGAAAUAUCUUUUGAAACCAACACAGGUACCAGUGAUAAUUCAACAAAUAUGGAAAUUUGAACCUCAUCAGUCAAGUUUGAUGGUUAGCAUUCGUUCAACUACACCUUUGGUAUUGGAAAAUUUUGUUGUCUCUGUAGCUUUGAAUCAAGACAUUGAAGCAACAUCUGCUUCCUCAAAGCCUCAAGGUGCGUUUAAUAAAGAGAAAAACAGAAUAACAUGGAGAUAUCCACAGUCCCUCGCAUUGAAUGGUGAAGAGCGUUUGAUAGCUAGAUUUAUGACUAAUGGAUUGGGUUCCGAACAUGAGUCUGGUGUGCAGAUUAAAUUUCAAGUUAAGGAUCCACAAGUCAAGUACUGUAGUAUUUACAGUGAGAAUGGCGAAGAGAUUCCUACGUUUAGAAAUUUGGUUAGCGGUAGUUAUAGUGGUCAUCUUUAA
Molecule: messenger RNA, 2436 nt
Organism: Candida albicans SC5314
Lineage: Eukaryota; Fungi; Ascomycota; Pichiomycetes; Serinales; Debaryomycetaceae
Exons: 1
Coding region: 1-2436 (811 amino acids)
Source: RefSeq, a predicted model, not a curated record